Messenger RNA from Phragmites australis (common reed), 1774 nucleotides. Its product is annotated as aspartyl protease family protein At5g10770-like. Gene Ontology annotation, biological process: proteolysis. The record is from RefSeq and is a predicted model, not a curated record. Lineage: Eukaryota; Viridiplantae; Streptophyta; Magnoliopsida; Poales; Poaceae. The coding region runs from base 18 to 1589 and encodes 523 amino acids. The transcript is spliced from 3 exons. Gene Ontology annotation, molecular function: aspartic-type endopeptidase activity.
AACGAGCUGCGAGGCGCAUGUGUUCGCUGCCCUCGCUAAGCCGGCAGCCCCACUCGCAACCACUUGGCCGUGCCGGCAUGGCUGCUUCUUGCUGCCCCAGAUGCCAUGGCUGCUGCUUGCUCCUCCUCCUGCUUGCUGUUGCAGCAUCCGGAGCUGGGGCUGCUGCUCUUGGUGCAGGGAGCAGCUCCCGUGUGCAGCUGAAUGUGGAGUCCCUGUUCCCAGCUCAUGGCCCGUCUUGCCCCACAUCACAAGAGCACAAACACGGCGCUGCGACGGGCACGAGGAUGCCGGUCGUCCACCAGCACGGCCCGUGCUCGCCGCUGGCCAACGCGGACGGGAAGGCGCCGUCCCACGAGGAGAUCCUCGCCGCGGACCAGCGCCGCGUUGAGUCCAUCCGCCGCCGUGUGUACGAGACCACCGGCGGGGGGCGGGGGAGACCGAAGCGCGCCGCGCCAUCGGUAGUCCAGCUCGAGCCCGGGCCGCCGUCGACUGCUUCGCCGGCGUCGCUGUCGUCCUCCGCCGCGUCGGCGGACCUGCCGGCGUCGUCCGGGCUCGCGCUCGGCACGGGCAACUACGUGGUGACCAUCGGGCUCGGCACGCCGGCGGGGCGGUUCACGGUGGUGUUCGACACAGGGAGCGACACGACGUGGGUGCAGUGCCGGCCGUGCGUGGUCUCCUGCUACCGGCAGAAGGAGCCGCUGUUCACCCCGGCCAAGUCGUCCACCUACGCCAACAUCUCCUGCGCCUCCUCUUACUGCUCCGACCUCUACACCAGCGGCUGCAACGCCGGCAACUGCCUCUACGCCGUCCAGUACGGCGACGGCUCUUACACCGUCGGCUUCUACGCGCAGGACACCCUCACGCUUGCCUACGACGUCGUCAAGGAGUUCCGGUUCGGGUGCGGGGAGAGGAACCGGGGGCUGUUCGGGCGCACGGCGGGACUGAUGGGCCUCGGCCGCGGCAAGACGUCGCUGACGGUGCAGGCGUACGACAAGUACAGCGGCGUGUUCGCGUACUGCCUCCCGGCGACGCCGUCCGGGACGGGGUUCCUGGACUUCGGCCCGGGCGCGCCGGCGGCGAACGCGCGGCUCACGCCGAUUCUGACCGACAACGGGCCGACGUUCUACUACGUGGGGAUGACGGGGCUCAAGGUGGGCGGGCACCUGCUGUCCAUCCCGGAGUCCGUCUUCUACACGGCCGGCACGCUCGUGGACUCCGGCACGGUGAUCACGCGGCUGCCCCCCUCGGCGUACGCGCCGCUGCGGUCGGCGUUUUCCAGGGCCAUGAAGGGGCUCGGGUACAAGAAGGCCGCCGCGUUCUCGAUCCUGGACACCUGCUACGACCUCACGGGGGUCCAGGGCAGCGUGGCGCUCCCCGCGGUGUCGAUGGUGUUCCAGGGCGGCGCGUGCCUGGACGUGGACGCGACGGGGAUCCUGUACGUGGUGGACGUGUCGCAGGCGUGCCUGGCGUUCGCGCCCAACGACAAGGAUACGGACGUGGCCAUCGUCGGGAACACGCAACAGAAGACGUACUCCGUGCUGUACGACCUCGGCAAGAAGGUCGUCGGCUUCGCCCCCGGAGCUUGCUGAUCCAGUGGCUCGCCUCGCGGCUGGUCGUGUAAUACGUACGUGAUUCUUGGAUGACAACUAUUUCGAUCACCUGCAUCCACCAAGUGGUCAGUGAUCAGUGUUACGGAUUGAAUAUCAUAAUGCCCAUGUGACUGUAAGAUGGUACACCUUGAUCAACACAAGUAAACAACACAUAACUUCUUACA